Molecule: messenger RNA, 2331 nt
Organism: Glycine soja
Lineage: Eukaryota; Viridiplantae; Streptophyta; Magnoliopsida; Fabales; Fabaceae
Exons: 8
Coding region: 286-1869 (527 amino acids)
Molecular function (GO): DNA binding
Source: RefSeq, a predicted model, not a curated record
UUUUUGAGGAAUGCAAAGACUGAUUGGAACAAGCAAGCAAGCAUUGAACUUGUUUCUUCUCCCUUUGUCUUACCAGAAGCUCCUUUCCUGUUCCUAAGCGGAGUUAGGGGGUCAAAUUGAAUUCAUUUGCAACAAACACCUUUUUGUUAAUGUUGUUGCAUUCUCUUUUCCUAUUGCCGUAAACGGGUCCUGUCCUCGCUUUUCUCACAAGCCACUGAAAAAUUUUGCACCUUUCGCCCCAAAACUUUAACAGAGGGGUGUUGUUCACCGCAAUUCCUCACCCCAAUGGAAGAAUCAAGUGAAUUGCAAUCAGAAGAAAAUAAAGUCUCCAAUGAGAAAAAUAAGAAAAGAAAGCUGAAAACACCGGCCCAGCUUAAGGCCUUGGAGAAUUUUUAUAAUGAGCACAAAUACCCCACAGAGGAAAUGAAAUUAGUACUUGCUGAGGAGUUAGGAUUGACAGAAAAGCAAAUAUCUGGAUGGUUUUGCCACAGAAGGUUAAAAGAUAAAAGAUUGAUGAAAGAUGAAGCUGUUGCUAAUGGGCGACAAGAUCGUUCAAGUGGUGUCAUCCAAGAUCGUGGCAGUGGACUUGGGCAAGAUUCAUGCGGAAGCAGUAAGCAUGCUGAUCACAGGUAUCUGGAUCCUAAGGAGGUUGAGAGCCAUGGCCUCUACAAUCACGAAUUGUCAGUUGCAGAUAUGACUCAUGGAUGUAGGAACCGUUAUCCUGAAAAUGUUAGCGGGGUGGAUGACACAUCAUCUGAGAGCAGCUCAUUUUUGCAAGAAAGGUUGUUUUCUCAAGGUCUGGAUCCAUAUGAUAUGGAGCCUUCUAGACAUCUUACACCUAACGGAGCUCUUCCACCCCUAAAUCCCAAAGGUGCAGUUAACAUGGGACACAAACCAUCAGGAUAUUUGAAAGUGAAGGGCGAGAUAGAACAUGCUGCUAUAACUGCUGUUAAGAAGCAAUUAGGAAGGCAUUAUCUGGAAGAUGGUCCACUACUUGGUAUAGAAUUCGAUCUGCUUCCUCCAGGGGCAUUUGAAUGCCAAACUGCAGAUCCAGCUAAUGAACCAUACUCUGCUACAAAUCCUCUGCUUCUGAAUUCUCCAGAAAUCUCUGCUGCAAAAAGACAACCCAGUAUUAGCUCUAGAUAUGAUUCAUAUUAUACUAAGUUUAGUUCCCAAGAUCCGCAUAUGGAAGGAGCUGACUUUGGUUCCUUGCACGAAACUGAUUUCCAGGAUAAACAAGAUAAGAAAGCGCGUCAGAAUAUAAAACAAAGGCAACCUUUAUACGGUUAUACCAAUCAUUUUCCUGGAAGGAACUCUUUCCCAGAUUUGUAUGAAGACUCUACUGGAGAAGCAUCUGCUUAUAAUAGCACCAAGAGUCAUAGAAUGAGCACUAAACAUGGUGUUGAGGGGAUGCGAUCUGAUUCUGCUUCUAACCAUAGUGAUCACUAUGAAGAGAAGCUUGCAGUUAAGCAGAAAGGCUUGAUGCUGCAUGGUUAUGAUAAUAUCAAUCUAAAGAAUAUGCAAAGGAGUGAACAUGUAAAAUCUAAACCUUCUAGUUCAAUCCGUAAUUCCCGUGUUCCUAUGGAUACUGAAGAACGGGGGUUAUCUGCUAGGAUGGCAAAGGAAGAGAUGUUUAAGGGGGACAGGAAAGCAAAAAAUACAUACUGCAAUGUAGAUGGAGCAGGGAUGCUUUCAAAUGAAAUUAUGGUUGCAAAACGAGCUAAAGUUGACAUGCUUCAACAAUACAAUGUGAAAAAAUCACCUGUUGCUGAGAUGGAACAAAGGAAAAUUCAGAGAUCUGCUGCAGACUUGCCUUCUAGCUUUAGCGAGGAUGAAACUGCUGACACCAAUUCCUCACUGGAUUAUUAAGUGAUGUUGAUAAAUGCUAACAAGUGUGUGGGAUUUCUCUAAGCCAUUGGGUAUGUACAGCCUAAAAUGACACAUACAUUUUCUCUGUAACGUGGGAACCAUUGUUUCUGGCAGCAAUGGCAGUGACUCGCUCCAUUUGCUGUUUUUUGUGCUCACCUAUUUGCCUUUGUAAAAAAAAAAAAAAAAAAAGUUCGCCCGGGUUAUUUUUUGGAUGUAAAAUCUCAUUUCCUGAAGCUGCUCGUGGUAGGUUUAAUGCACAGCUUAUAUAUUUGUCAUUUGUCUUUUAUUGGUUUAAUAUGGUAGUGUGUAUGGCAUCCUAAUUUGCUCCAAUUUGAUCUUUCUUUGGAGAGUUGGCUACUUCUACUUUAUGAUUUAACAAUUCGUUUCAUUAGUUUUGUAUUGUUUACCCAACACUCAUGUCGAUCUAGUGAGGAUAAUAUUGAUUAGUAGCUGGGAUUUUAA